Chelonus insularis is the source of this 7404-nucleotide messenger RNA. RefSeq lists its product as uncharacterized. The transcript is spliced from 13 exons. The coding region runs from base 428 to 4216 and encodes 1262 amino acids. Lineage: Eukaryota; Metazoa; Arthropoda; Insecta; Hymenoptera; Braconidae. Gene Ontology annotation, molecular function: 3',5'-cyclic-AMP phosphodiesterase activity. The record is from RefSeq and is a predicted model, not a curated record.
UUUUAUUGUUAUUAACAAUUGAAUUGUUUUUUGUUGCUUUUUUAUUUUUUUUGAUUCAAUCAAUUUUAUCAUGUUUGGAAGAUUCUAUUGUAUUCAGUACUGUGACUCUAGAGUCCAGUAUUGUGUCUCUUCGCGAACAAGGAGAAGAAAAGUGUCAGGUGUUUUAAGAGAACACGAAGGCUUGUGUAAUAAUAUUAAGUGAAGUGUGUUGCGAUCAUGGUUUGAGUAGGUGCCAGAUCAAGUAGUGUAAAUAAACUGUAGGAUGUUGUGAGUGCAAAAAAGGAGUUUGGGGGGGAGAAAGGAAGAAAAAAAAAAACGAUGGCAAAAAAGCAUAAACAAGUGAACUAAAAAAAUCUCGAUCAAAAUCCAAAGCUCGGUGCUGGAGGAAAAAGUUGAGUGACCAAAGAGUAUACGACAACGGGUGUCGAUGGUGGAGGGGGGUAAAAAUCAGAGGGAACAUCACCGCAGGCGGAAACGGAAGUUUGAAGAUCCAAAAGAGAGGACCAUAAAACUGGCGUCGCGUGACCACGAAUCCCGCGGGACUCGGACCCGUCGACGGACCAAUGGCGGAUCACUGUCAAGUCGUGGUAGCGCCACUAGUAUGCAAUGUGGUCUAUGUGCUGUAUUAGCAAGUCUCUUUAGACGUGCAAUGUGCAUUGCCGGAAGCCGACGUGGAUCUGGUGAAUCUUGUUAUCAAGAACUUGCUACGGAAAUGCAACAGACUCAUGUGAUGCAACCUGAUGAACCGGAAGUUACACCUUGUGAUAUUAUCGUUGCCCCUGACAGCCCGACACCGAAGAAAAUUAUGCUCAAAAGUGUUCGGGAGGUUCAAGAGACUUCAAGUGCUGAAAUAACUGUUGACAAUGCUGAACAAAAUGCCGUGUUUGUCAGAAUAUCUGAGGAAGCCGCGUUACCAUCAUCAGGUAAUUCACCAGUGGCAUCAGCAAAUAUGUCAUCCGGUGAUGAACCAGAAAUUCUUCAAAGACGUCAUUCAGAAACUGAUCAAAUACUCUUGGAUAACUUGGACAUUGAGAAAACUCGGACAAGACAUACUGGCCGAUUUCUUACUAUGCACAAAAGAAGGCGUAAGAAACUUACUACCAGGUCAUUAAGUCAAGAACCAGGUCUCUUGGAUGAUAUUUUUCACGGACAAGUGCAGUGCGUUCUGCAGAGGGCCGGUCACUGGCGUUUCAACGCUUUCACCCUGGAGACUGUAUCAGGAGGUCGUUCACUACCAGUAUUAUGCGUCCAUUUGUUCCAAUGGUACGGACUUCUCCAACACUUCAAUCUGGAUGUCGUGAGGGUGUGGAAAUUGUUCGCUCUAAUCGAAGAAGGCUAUCACAGUACAAAUCCCUACCACAACAGCAUUCAUGCAACAGACGUGACACAGGCCAUGCAUUGUUUCCUCCAGGAAGAAAAGAUAAAAAAGCAUAUUAACAGCUUGGAAAUAAUGGCAUCGCUCAUAGCAGCAGUUACUCAUGAUUUAGAUCAUCCAGGAGUCAACCAGCCAUUUUUAGUUGCUACUAGUAAUCAUUUAGCAACACUUUAUGAGAACACUUCAGUGCUGGAAAAUCACCACUGGAGAUCAGCAAUAGGUUGCUUACUGGAAAGUGGAGUUUACGAGCAACUUUCUCCAGAUUUGCGACCUGAACUUCAGCAAUAUAUAAGCUCGUUAAUUCUCGCCACAGAUAUAACUCGACAGCAGGAAUUUCUAUCACGUUUUAAAAAUUACUUGGAUAAAAACCUAUUGGACAUGAAAAUCGCAGAGAAUCGCCAUUUCAUUCUUCAAAUAGCUCUUAAAUGUGCCGACAUUUCAAAUCCAUGUAGACCUUGGGACAUAUCGAGAAAAUGGUCGAAUAAAGUUUGUGAGGAAUUUUUUAGACAAGGUGAUUACGAGCGACAAUUAAAUCUUCCAGUGACACCACUAUGUGAUCGUUAUACCAUAAGUAUUCCUAAAAUCCAAGUAGGAUUUUUUGAAUUUGUGGUAACACCUUUAUACCAAGAAUGGUAUAGAUUUCUGGGUGAUGGUUUAAGUGUGACAUUGAUGGAUCACUUAAGAGCAAAUCAAAAGCGAUGGGAGGAGUUGAUAACACAAGAGAACAUUGAGGAUGCCAAGACAGAGAUGUCGGAUUUGGAAGAAGCUAAAGACACGAUAAGUAGUGAUGAGGAAGUUGAAGGAAUGCAAGCGGAAGACUCAAGCAGUGAUGUAUUACUUCCAGAGCCAGCAGGUCCAUCAACAUCAUCAACAUCCCGCCGAUCAAGUCUACCAGUUCAAAUAUCUAUUCAGCUAAGUGGAAGAAGACACUCGGUGCCUGCUAACAUGUUAAAAAUAUUACCAUCACCGCGAGCACAUCGUCGGGAAAGCAUUCCUGCUGAUGACAAGACCAAGCAGUCACUUUUAAAACGUGAUAGCCUCAAUAAAUUGAGCUCCCUAUCGCUAUUGUCAUCUAGAAGUAGUCUGAUCGAUUCUGCGGUGAAUGAUAGCUCUGGAGAGCGACCAGUGAGUGCAGAGAAUCUCCUACCUGAACCUAGCAUCGCCAGCAUCACUUCUAGUGUCAAAGCUUCAAGGCUAUGCUGUGUUUUGCAACCUGAAUGCCGUACUACUAACAAGCAGUUGACUCGACAGCAGACAUUCCCACCAUUACAACCUUACGCGAGGACGAGAUACAUGUCUACAACUGCUGAAAUGUCUAAAUGUCGAACUGAUACCUUAAUGGAGGCUGAGAGUCCAUCUAGUUCAAUCUCCAGUCCAUCUAGGGAUAAAUCAAGAAACUCUGAAGACUCAGGACGUAGAGAAAGAAAAAUUAGCACUAGGUCUUAUACAAUAACUGACUCAGUAUCUAAAAGAAGAGAAUCAUCGUUUGAAAAUCGGCUGCAUGUUGAACCAAACUACGUUGCUGAAGGUCUAAGACGUCAUUCGAUUCAGUAUACACGUACUGACGAUUCAAUUGGUAAAGGUAUUAAACAUAAGAGACCGUCUAGUGCUCAAGAUGCUGAUCCUGCGCAGAUAUUUUAUGCUACGCUUACUGGAAGUAUUGGUGUAAAGCAAAAAUCAAUGGAAAGUGAUUCAGCAGCUACAUAUGCUAGUUCUAGAUCAGUUUCUAGAUCAAAUUCUGAUCAAAAGUGGAUGCCAGAUCCAAUGCUCAAGGUAUCUGAUGCUGAAGAAUCAACUAAGAUCCAUGAAAAUCGACGAUUUUCAUCUUCAGCUACUGAAACUAAAAUUGUUAUGACUGAUAGUAGUGGCAGAAGAUUUACUACUAUUCCUGUGGCUUCUGAAUUACCUUCUCCCAAAGUUUUCUUUAUUGGAAGUCCUCCAGAGUCACCACCCAGACUUAAAAGUGUGUCUUCCGGCAGUGAUAGCAGUAGCGAGAUAAGAAAGAACAUUGGAGAGAGCUUGGAGGGUAUUUCAAUGACUGUUAAGAGAGACUCAGAGGUAUUUAAAUGUAAAAGCUCUAAGAUUCCUAAACUGGAAGAUAGCAAAAUGAAAGAGAAUGUUGAUCCUAGAGGUAUUGAAGAUUCGAGUAAAAAUGUUGGAACUACUAGACGCACAAGUCAGAGUUGGGCAAGAAGGCGAGGCUCAGCGCCAGUGAGUUUGAUGUCAAGAUUGGAUGACGGACCAUUAGUAGUUUCAAGAGGAGAUCAUAGACGUGGAUCAGUUCCUACAGACAUCAGCGAGCAUCAAGGUGGAUCACUGAGAUCAGCUUUAGGACCUAGAGAAGAAAAUUUACCAUCACCAAGACGUGCUAGUCUUCCUCAAGAAACAGCUUUCAGCAGUAUAGGUGUUUUAACUGAUGAACGUCAAAAUUAUUCAUUAAAUAACAACAACAAUAACAACAUCGCAGGAAGCAAUAAUAAUAACACAAGCAUCCGAAUAGCUGAAAAUAUCUCUGGAAUGCCAUCACCAAGACGUGGAAGUGUUCCAGCGGACAUUUCUGAGCUUAGACGUGAUUUAUUUGGCCGCAGUAGUGUCAACGGUAAGACGAGGAAUCGUAAAAAGACAUUAAGAAGACGAAGCAGUGGAGGUCCUGAAAUGUUUGCUGGUAGAACUGAUGACGACAGUGGAAAAUGGACCACUUGGAGACGAGAUCUGUAUAAAAGAGACUCUAUUCCUGAACCAAAUGUCAAGAGACGUGGGUCUCUCCCUGUUGAAAUGGUUUCUGUGUUUCAUUCUGGAAGUGGAGGAGGGCCACGAAGAUCAAGUUUGUGGAGGUUUUAACACUAAUAAUUGAUCAUUAAAAAUUCAAACUUUAUCAAUUAACAACGAGAGAAUGGAAUCAGCAGUGGUUUAUAUGUAUGAACAAAUUCACCAAAAAAAAACAUCAAAUUAAUGAUAAUUGAUGACUGUUAACGGUAUUAUAAAUUAAUUUAUUUAAAUUUUUAAUUAAGUAUUAUUACAUCGAUUGUAUAAUUUUAGUGAGCCGAUAAAUCAGAAAUAAAAUUAAUCGAUUACUUAAUCGAUCUGUUUAUCGAUUAGUUAAAAAAAUUUUUAAGUAUCUUUUACUGUCUUCCGAAGAAUUAAAAAUUCUUACGGAGUAAAAAAUACGCCAAAUUAGUGCCAUAAAUGAUGAUAAUUUUAAAAAAAAUUUGAAUUUUUUAUUAAUUAAAUAAUAAAGAAUAAAAGAAAGAAGCAGUUUAGAUGUAAAUUUUGAAUAAACAAAAAAAUGGCUCGAAAAGUUAAUUUAUUGAAUAAUAAUGAAAACAAAGUAAACAAGUAAUUGAUAGUAACAUAAUUUUUUUUUAUUUGUUAUUAAAUUUAUUAAUUGAAAACGAAUUAAUAUGAAAAAACAGGGUUUUUAAUCAUGACUUUAACUGGCUAUUAAUUAACAAAAUAAUCAAUCGAUAAUUAAUAAAUUAUUAAAUAAAAAUAAUAAACAUUGAAAAAGUUUAAAAAAUACUUAAACAAGUUUUACGAGAGAAGGAAUAAAGACUGUAUAGACAAACAGAAAAAAAAAAUUAAAAAUUUAAUAUAAAAAAAAUUAAAAACAAAAAUAAUGAAAAAAUGCAACUGUGAAUUUUAGAGCGUAGAUUAUAUAAUCAAUAAAUGACAAUGCAAAAUGGAAUAAAUAAUACAAGAAAUGUUUGAUCUGAAAUUUUUGCUCACAUAAAAAAAAAAAAUAAUAAACAAAGAUGAUGGAGCUGACAAAAUACAAUAAAGAGAAGAGUUAUUGCGUGACAGAAAAAAAUUGUAGCAAAAAAUGACAUGAAGUUAAUAACAAGUUAAUUAAAUGUAAAGAGAAAAAAGGUAUGGAUUAAUUAAAAAGAGUAAAACAUUCCAUAAAUAGCAGAGAAGAAUUUAGUAAUUCAAGUAAUUGAAAAUCAUUAAUAGAACAAUAAACAAAUACUUGUAAUUAUUAGUACAAGUAAUUGUGUCAUAAAAAAUUAAUUAUUUAGAAGAAUUCUUGCACAAACAAGGAUUUUAAAUAUUUAAUAACAACAUUAAGAAAUGAGAAUCUCUGUCAGGAUAUGACAUUUUUAAAUUAAAUCUAAAUUAAUAUAAUUUUUGUCGUCAUUUAUUCUCAUAGAAAUUCGAUUAAAGCUAAAGAUAAAAAAUUUUUUGUCAUUAUUAAAGUUAAAAAAUCAAAUGAAACUUUAAUUUUAUUUCCAUUAAUUAUUAUUUUCAUAUCUCUAGUGGAUUUGAGUCUACAUUAAAAGGCGAUUUGUAAACCGAAAAUGGUAGUGUGGCAUUAAAAAAAUGUCUUAAUCAAGGAUUUAUUUAAACUAAUUGAAACCGAGUAUUAUUUAUUGCAGUAUUUAUUUAUUUAUUCCCUUCUGGAUAAUAAUAAAAAUUAUUUUAAAAAAUAAAAUCAUUCACUUUUAAAAUUUGUAACAUAAAUCAUGCAUUCUACCAUUAAGCCACCGAUGAACUCAUAGGAAAGUCUCAUGACUUUACUCAAAUUUUAUCAUUUUUAAAUCACAUGAUUUAAAAAAGUUUCAAAAUUUGAUUAAACUAAAAUCUAUUUAUCAGCAUAACUUCAUCAAAGUAUGUUACCGUAAAUACACAUAAAUGUGUUCAAUGUUAAACCCCAUAAACAGUCUAUAGAUUUUAACAUACUUUGGAGUGUGUAUAAAACGACCACAAGGCUCUCUAGUUUGCAAAUACUAAUUUAACAUUGAAACACUUAAAGUGUAUUAUUUAAACACACUCCAGAUGUACAAAUGUAGAUCUACUUCAAUUUACAGGAUUUAAAGAAAAUUAAAUCUAAAGGUUUAUACAUACUUUGCAUGAUGAUGUUAUGUAUAUUUACAGAGAUCUCGAUUGAUUUGGUAGAUAAACAAAUUUUAUACACAUACGAGAUCAAAGCAGAUGGAUGCAGAUCAAAGUGAAUCUAUGUUAAUCUGCAUAGAUCUAAUUUUUUUUUCCGAUCUGUUUCAAUUCAGUUCAAUCAAUCUGGAUCCAACUGAUCUGAAUGAAUUGAUAAAAUGGACAUUUAAUUAGAUUUUAUCUUAUUUUGAUAAUUUAUUCUCAGAGAUUACAAAUCUACAUUAAAUUCAAAAUAAUUUCAUCAAAUAAAAAUCACUGAUUGUGCAAUAAUCUUUCAAAUUGUUUAUUAUUCGAUAUAAAAAUCAAGUCACAGUUAGUAUGAUGCUCAUUUAUGUCGCGAUUGAUAUUCAAAGUAUGCUAAAAAAAUAAUAACACUGAUGAAUAAAUGUAAUCUGGCGUAUAUUGUAAUUUAAGAUAAUGACAUUAUUCAUAAACUAAUGAAUGAAUUACACAUACACACAAUAACAAAAGCAUUAAAUAGCCAGGUAGAUGAUAAAUAAUCGUGUUGAUCGUUGUAGAGGAAAACAAAAUAUCAAUUAAUAUUAUUAAUCCACAAUUAAUGAAUAAUUAAUGAACAAUGAACAACACAUAAUUGGUGAUGAAUAAUAACUGAUUAAUAAACAAUUAAUGACCUAUAAUUAUAAAGUUAAUAAUAAAAAUAAUAUAUAUAACAUUGACGAAAAGACAGUUUAUUAACGAAAAUAAUGUUAUACAUUAAUCAAUAUAAAUCAAAAAUAUUGUCAUUGACGUGCUCAUAAUCAUUAUGAAUAUUAAUUAAUUUUUUUAUUAACAAUUAGUUGGUUGUAAGAAAUCAAUAUGACACCUCAACGAUAUAUGGGGGCUUAUAAAAUAGUAUUAUUAAGUAUAACUAUUAAAUGAUUAACAAAAAUUCAAUAAUUAACGUUAAUACGAUAAUUAAUUAAUGCUGAUUAAUUAAUUAAAUCCAUCAAUGUUUUAUGAUUGAUGAAAAAUCGAUGAAUUAGGGUUUAAUUUUGACAUUUUAAAAAUAAACGAAGCUCAUAAGUAAUUAGUUAUUGACAAUUGAAAGUAAUUUAUUAAUUAAUCACCAUUAAUUAAAUAAUUAACGUUAUAAAACUGUCUUUUUCUCUCUAAAAAUGGAUGUUUCUACUUAAACAAUAAUA